Messenger RNA from Trichobilharzia szidati, 1437 nucleotides. NCBI's taxonomy places the organism in Eukaryota, Metazoa, Platyhelminthes, Trematoda, Strigeidida, Schistosomatidae. The record is from the annotation of a GenBank genome assembly.
AUUCAUCACAGACAAGAUAUUCCGCUAUAAAUAACCUCAGGUCUUGAAUUCUCUGCUUCAUCUCUGCGUGGCAGUAUUCUGAAACAAUAUCGAACGCUAAACAAAAAUACAAUGAAGUUCUCCGUAGUGUUUAUUUGCAUACUGCAGUUGAUACUAGUCAGAUCACAGAAUAAUGACGGCUCACUGGAAGCAGAACCAGUGGCAGCAGAACCAGUGGCAGCAGAAGCAGUGGCAGCAGAACCAGUGGUAGGAGCUGAAAACAUAGAUAGGGCAGAUGAAGAAUCACCGGCAGACGACGAAGAGGACGGAGCUCCAAACGUAAAUAAUGAUAACAAAGUGGCUGAAGCCAUUGCAGAGACUACAACUAUGGGUGAAACCACUCCAGAGACUACAACUAUGGGUGAAACCACUCCAGAGACUACAACUAUGAGUGAAACCACUCCAGAGACUACAACUAUGGGUGGAACCACUCCAGAGACCACAACUAUGGGUGAAACCACUCCAGAGACUACAACUAUGAGUGAAACCACUCCAGAGACUACAACUAUGAGUGAAACCACUCCAGAGACUACAACUAUGGGUGGAACCACUCCAGAGACUGCAACUAUGGGUGAAACCAAUCCAGGGACUACAACUAUGGGUGAAACCACUCCUGAGACUACCACUAUGAGUGGAACCACUUCUGAAGGUGCAGCUAAGACUACAGUGACAACUUCUACGAUGGAUACUUCUACUUCAACGCGUAAACCUGAUGACUCAAAAGGCAAAGGCGGUCUUGAAUUCUCUGCUUCAUCUCUGCGUGGCAGUAUUCUGAAACAAUAUCGAACGCUAAACAAAAAUACAAUGAAGUUCUCCGUAGUGUUUAUUUGCAUACUGCAGUUGAUACUUGUCAGAUUACAAAAGAAUUUGAACUUAUCGAACGAAUAUGUUUUGAUUAUACCUAUUGGUGAGACCUAUGAUGAAACCAUUGCAGAGACUACAACUAUGCGUGAAACCACUCCAGAGAAUACAACAAUGGGUGAAACCACUCCAGAGACUACAACUAUGCGUGAAACCACUCCAGAGACUACAACUAUGGGUGAAACCAAUCCAGAGACUACAACUAUGCGUGAAAGCACUCCAGAGACUACAACUAUGCGUGAAACCACUCCAGAGAUUACAACUAUGCGUGAAACCACUCCAGAGACUACAACUAUGCGUGAAACCACUCCAGAGACUACAACUAUGCGUGAAACCACUCCAGAGACUACAUCUAUGGUUGAAAGCAUUCUAGAGACUACAACUAUGCGUGUAACCACUCCUGAGACUACCACUAUGAGUGGAACCACUUCUGAAGGUGCAGCUAAGACUACAAUGACAACUUCUACGAUGGAUACUUCUACUUCAACGCGUAAACCUGAUGACUCAAAAGGCAAAGGCGGUGAGUCGGUGUUUUAA